ACCUAUACCUGAUGAUUUUCAAUCCAUAGCUCAUUUUCUUUAAUAUGUGACAAGCCUUGCAAAUUGUGAUAAUAUGUAUCAAAUUAGUGGUCCGCAUAACCCAAUAUUUGAAAAUUAUGGAGGUGCAGGCCCAAGUACUUCGAAUCAUCAACAAGAAAUCCAAGAAAGAACAGCGAAGGAAAAACGUGACAAGAAAAGUGUUUUCUCGACUCGAGAUGUUAGAAGGUGCUAAAUCAAUAGGUGUCGGAGCUGCUACAAUUGCUUUAGCCGGAGCUACUGUCGGUAUUGGAAAUGUCCUCAGUUCUUUGAUUCAUUCCGUGGCGCGAAAUCCAUCAUUGGCUAAACAAUCAUUUGGUUAUGCCAUUUUGGGCUUUGCUCUCACUGAAGCUAUUGCAUUGUUUGCCCCAAUGAUGGCCUUUCUGAUCUCAUUCGUUUUCCGAUCGCAUAAAAAGUCAUGAGAUCAAAAAAGAAAUGUGAGAAUGUAGUUACAGAUGUAAAAAAAGUCAAUAUCUC
Molecule: messenger RNA, 513 nt
Organism: Aegilops tauschii subsp. strangulata
Lineage: Eukaryota; Viridiplantae; Streptophyta; Magnoliopsida; Poales; Poaceae
Product: ATP synthase subunit 9, mitochondrial-like
Biological process (GO): proton motive force-driven ATP synthesis; proton transmembrane transport
Molecular function (GO): proton transmembrane transporter activity
Source: RefSeq, a predicted model, not a curated record